Molecule: messenger RNA, 1562 nt
Organism: Papaver somniferum (opium poppy)
Lineage: Eukaryota; Viridiplantae; Streptophyta; Magnoliopsida; Ranunculales; Papaveraceae
Product: ribosome maturation protein SBDS-like
Exons: 5
Coding region: 119-1291 (390 amino acids)
Biological process (GO): ribosome biogenesis; cytosolic ribosome assembly
Source: RefSeq, a predicted model, not a curated record
UGAAUUUUAGGUCCAAAACCCCGCACGCAACCCUUUCCCUCCUCUAGAACCUUCAGACUUGAGAGACAGAUAGAGAAACUUUUUGCGGUGUUGUUGUUGAGAGAAAGGAAGGAGAAAGAUGUCGCAACGAGGAGGAACAAGGGGAUCGAGUACAGUGAAACAACCAAUUGGACAGAAGAAAUUGACUAACGUUGCUGUUGUUCGUCUUAAGAAACAUGGGAUGAGAUUCGAGGUUGCUUGUUAUCAGAACAAAGUCCUUUCAUGGCGUUCUGGAGUAGAGAAAGAUGUUGAUGAAGUAUUGCAGUCACAUACUGUGUACUCUAAUGUUUCUAAAGGAGUACUAGCUAAGUCUAAAGAUAUGAUUGCAGCCUUUGGAACAAAUGACUUAUCAGCAAUUUGUACGGAGAUUAUGCAGAAAGGAGAGCUUCAAGUUGCUGGGAAGGAAAGAGACUCUCAGUUAUCAACUCAGAAAAGGGAUAUUGCGACCAUAGUCAUGCAAAAAACGAUUAAUCCAGAGACUCAACGUCCAUAUACUAUCAAUAUGAUUGAGAGUCUUAUGGCGGAAAUUCACUUUGCUGUUGAUCCGCAUAACAGCUCAAAGAAACAGGCCUUAGAAGUUAUCCGUGAGCUUCAGAAGCGCUUUCCCAUCAAAAGAGCCCCAAUGAGAUUAAGGCUCAUCGUGCCUGAAGAGAGUUCGCCUUCUCUGAUGGAAAAGCUCAAUGAAUGGAAUGCAGAAGUUGUUUCGAAAGAUGAAUCUGGAAAUCAGCUUUCAUUGGUCUGUGAGAUUGAGCCUAGUAUUUUCCGAGACUGUGAAGCUUUGGCCAGGAAUUUACAUGGUAGGUCAGAAAUACUUGCUGUAUCAGUGCACUUCGAGAAGGAUACCAAUGUUGACCAUUUCGAUGAUCAUGAGGACUUCAUUGAACCAAGUCAUCACCCUACAGUAUCACUGAACACUGCAGAGUUGGAUGAGAUCAAAUUAAGUGAGGCAUUACAGAAACAGUCGAUUUCCGAAGCAAGUAAUGUUGCUGAUAAGAUAGUGCCCACAGUUAAUGAUGAUGCUAAAAAGAAUAGUGCUGAAGUUGAAGUAGUAGAGGUGAAGCAGAGCAAAUGUAGCACGUGCAAUGCGUUUGUUGGGGAUGUCAAGCAAUACCGUGAACACUUCAAGAGCGAAUGGCACAAGCACAAUCUGAGGCGAAAGACUAGGCAACUCCCUCCACUCACUGCUGAUGAAUGCGCAGCAAGUAUAGAUAUGGGUGAUGCAAAGUCUGAUUUGAAAGAGUAUUCAUUUUAAGAUCACUGCCACCUAUCUCUGGCUAAAAUCUGUACAUCGUAGUAGUUUACUGUUUCUAUAUGGUGCUAUGUACACUGAGAAGUUAACCGUGUUUGCCAGGUUUUAAGAAAGAGGGUUUCGUUAACUUCAUGUUAUAUCUUGUUUUGUAACUAGGAGUAAAUUGUUGAAAGGAAGAUUGAAAGAAGAAUGCUGUCUGGAGUCUUCUAAUUGGAACUUUUGCAAAACCAAAUAUACUUUUUGUCGAAGAAUUGGACUUCACAUUUAUUGCUUA